This is a messenger RNA of Scleropages formosus (Asian bonytongue), 3858 nucleotides long. It is a transcript of the gene lasp1, whose product is annotated as LIM and SH3 protein 1. The record is from RefSeq and is a predicted model, not a curated record. The transcript has 7 exons. Gene Ontology annotation, cellular component: focal adhesion. Lineage: Eukaryota; Metazoa; Chordata; Actinopteri; Osteoglossiformes; Osteoglossidae. Bases 224 to 931 code for a protein of 235 amino acids. Gene Ontology annotation, molecular function: actin filament binding.
GGCCCGCGGGGUACCGCCCCCUUUCCGCGCGCUCCGGCCUUCGCGAACGCACCUCGAGAACGCGCUCUCCGGCGUCGCGCUCUCCUUCACUGACAGUCAGCUGUGCGCUGGGAGCCCGUCCGCGGACCCUGGACUAACUCUGAUCGAUUAUCCGCUCCGCCGUCAUCAACAGAUCGAUUUGAAUGAUUUAAUCGAUCAGCUCGGAUCAGAGGACCGGAGGAAGAUGAACCCGCUGUGCAGCAGAUGUAAUCGGGUGGUGUACCCCACGGAGAAAGUCAACUGUCUGGACAAGUACUGGCACAAAGGAUGCUUCAGCUGCGAGGUCUGCAAGAUGACCCUGAAUAUGAAGAAUUACAAAGGGUUCGAGAAGAGACCGUACUGCAACGCACACUACCCCAAGACGACGUUCACCAGCGUGGCCGACACCCCCGAGAACCUGCGCCUGAAACAGCAGAGCAAGAUGCAGAGCCAGGUGCUGUACAAGGAGGAGUUUGAGAAGAACAAAGGGAAGGGCUUCAGCGUGGUGGCCGAUACACCCGAGAUGCAGCGCAUCAAGAGGACGCAGGACCAGAUCAGCAACAUCAAGUAUCAUGAGGAGUUUGAGAAGAGCAGGAUGGGGGGAGAAGCUGCAUCUUCUCAGCCUCACAACCCACCUCCAGGAUAUCAUCAGCCGCCUUCUGCCUCCCACAACUACAACUACGAUCCGGCUCCAGAGCCCAUGCGCCAACCUGCUGCUGCACCACCCCCAAGUGGCGGGAAGCGGUACAGGGCCAUGUACGACUACACCGCGGCGGACGAGGAUGAAGUGUCCUUCCAGGACGGCGACAUGAUCGUCGACGUGCAGCAGAUUGAUGAGGGCUGGAUGUACGGCCGCGUGGAGCGCACGGGCCAGCAGGGAAUGCUACCCGCAAACUACGUAGAGCCCAUCUGAGGAAGUGCCAGUGGGGGUUGGGGGGGGGGGGGCGAGGCGAGGCGAUCAUAAUGAUGGAGGCGCAGGAGGCGAAAAGGGAGGAGAAAGGAGGAACCGAGCCUAGUGCCAUCUUGUUCGAAUACGCUUUAUUUUUCUUUUGUUUUGUCUGCUCUCUUCAUUCUUUAUAUACCCAAGCGCCCCAGCUUGCUAGAAUCUGCCAGUCGUCUCUGUGCUCGUGUGGAGGCUCGCUCUGCGUUUACCUGCUCGUUCGACCGGCUCAGGAAGUCCGGGGCGAAAAGAGAAGCGGUCACUUUAGUGGCACUUUAAUUCUUAACUAACACUUUUUGAGGGCCUGGAGUUGCCAGCAGCUCCCGUUACACACUUGUGUCUUGAAGAGCUUACCGAACGCUCUUUGACGUGAGCGGGCGGAGCCGGUCUCUCUCGAUCGGUGCCUCAUUUCCACGGCAGCAGGAUACCUAUGCGUGGACAGCGAAGGAAGGGCAGAGGACAUCUUAGGUCUUAGCAUCAACGAGUGUGGUAAUUUUUCCUUCUUUGUUGUAAUUUGCCUGCUGUUCAUACACAGCACACUGAUGACUGACUGGUCCCAGCAAACCCCAUUCUUUGACCGCUGCCUUUGCACUCAUGGCUCAUCUGUCAGCACCUCAGUGCGAAAGGUGGCCAUGUAGCUGUCACAAUUGUUCCGCCUGUCCGCACUCCCUUUGCCGAUGCGACAGCCGGCGGAACGCAGUAAAAACAGCACGCUUCUAUAUUUGAAUCUAUAUCCUGCUCACGUUCGCAGCUUGCGCACAGCGUUUUGGAAACUGUCACUGAAUCUGUGUACAACUGGAACAGGCAGAGCUGGUUCAUGGGGAAAAACGUGUGUGUGUUUGAGGCCCUUGACGUAGCGUACAGUACAAUCUAACACCCAUCUCACAGAGCGGGGACCACGCUGCUUUGGCCUGCUGCUGCACAGGUGGGAGCAUUCGCAAAGGGACCAGAGCGAGGGGGCGUCGACUGUUGGCUCAGCGCUGCUGUCCAUUACCAAUCAUUGAAGGGGGAGGGGGUGGGGCCCUGUUAGAACAAUCAUUAAUGAUGAUUUUAUUUCCUGCACUUCGAAGCCUGAAAUGCCUUCCCUCUUCUUCAGAACAUUACUAGUGAUAUUACUGCAGGGUUACCGUGUUUGGAGUGGGGUUAAGUGGGGGUAGCUCCUUACACACGUACCCAUGGGCUCGUGGACCAAUCGCGGGAGGCUAAGCACAAUGUCGGGGAAGAUGAAUUCCAAUCACUUCUAUCAUUCCAUUUUUUAAUUUUGUAAUCAAACAUUCCAAUCAUUAAUCUUGAGUAAUUUGCUUAGGGUUAAGCCAAGGAAGUGUAACUACACUCAUCUACUGUUGUUUUUUAUUGUUAGUAUUUUAUUGUUCAUUUGUUGUGCAUUCUUUUCUCAUCUCAGUGUUGUUUUGGAUGAAUUUAAAGACAAAACACAUCGGGGGAGUCUUUGUGUCAGAGAUUGUCCUCUGAUGUACUGGGUAAGAGGGCAACUUCAGUCUCCAUGGCUUGAGGCUCUACGUUUACAGUUUGUCAGAGACCUGUGUGGUUCUGUGUGCUACAGUUUGUCAUAUCCACCAUGUGUGUCUUGAAAAACAUUCCCUGAAAAGAAUGCAUAUCUCACAUGUUCUCUAAGCAUGUUUGCUACAGUUAUGCAAAUUAUGUGCUCAUCCCCCAGACCCUUGGAGGGACUUCUCUCACCUCUCUAUGUAAAUCGUGUCCCUUAACCACUUUCUGCGCCCCCUGCGGUAUGUUCUGGUCUUUCGUGCAAACACUAACAGUGAGGGACACCCCUCAACAAUGGGAGGGGCUGUUGCUUUAAUGAGAGCAGGCAGUUUGACUGCACGUGUAUCCACCGUGAUGCAGAUUGUACCCAAUGGGGGGCCGCGCUUACUUGCCGUGAAUUAAUAUUCAUGAGCUGUAUUUGCUAGCACUCUAUUGGUCUUCGCAUAGGGGGCGUAACCGUUCGAGACGACACCCUGGAAAUAUAGACGUGGCUUCGUUCCUGGGGGGGCAACUGAAGGUGCUCCUUCCACGCCCUCUACCCCUCUCCGGGGGGUCACUUCGGUGACACUGUUACAGGCACAGAACGAGGCAAAAUCUUCACGAUGUUACAGUAGUUACAGGAUGCGGCGUAAUUCCGUGUUGAAAAUGAUGUACUGCGGGAACAGGGAACAUAGUACUAAAUACAAUACCAAGGGGAUGGAAGUGAUUUUUUCUAUUAUUAUUUUAUAAAAUUUCCUUCCUGGCUUGUUUUGUUGUGAGGACCUUGCGGUGGGAGACGUGACUGAAGUGUGAAAGCGGCCGACUGACACGCUCAUGCGGUGACGUUUCCAUGGAGACAGUUGAGGGGCGCGCGGCGGUGUGAAGGGACGGGAGCGCGAGCUGCUCGACUCGGGAGCUACAGCAGCAGUCGGUCUCCUCCUCCUCCUCCUCGUCGUCGCUGCCGCUUUCUGCAUCAUAUCCCGACACCCCCGCGUCCAUCAUUCUGGCAAAAUGAGCAUUUAGGCCAAGCGCAGCCGCCAUGCUUAAUCCGCAGCCCCGCCCCCUGCUCCCCCACCCGCACCCCCAGCGGGGACUUGGAUCUGAUGUCGCCUUCUGUGCUUUAAGACUGACUGAUUCUUUUCUCUCGUACAGUAGUCCGAUAGGAAGCAGCACAGCAACGCAUUGAACAAAGUGUCACCGUAUCAGAGAUCUAACGCAAUCCGUCUUUCAUCUCCUUUUUCCAUCCAUGUAUCUAUUAUAUAUAAUAUUCUGCUGGUGACUUGAAAGGACUCGAUUCGCUCGAUCUGUCGUCGCCCUCACAGCUUCUCGAAAAUGUUCUCAACUCCAAGUGAUUCUGCAGAUUCAAUAAAAAAAAUAUUUUUACCCACACAAGGCUCCCUCGUUUCUUUCUGCUGCCC